Molecule: messenger RNA, 649 nt
Organism: Falco peregrinus (peregrine falcon)
Lineage: Eukaryota; Metazoa; Chordata; Aves; Falconiformes; Falconidae
Gene: MRPL41
Product: mitochondrial ribosomal protein L41
Exons: 1
Coding region: 58-465 (135 amino acids)
Biological process (GO): translation
Cellular component (GO): mitochondrial large ribosomal subunit
Molecular function (GO): structural constituent of ribosome
Source: RefSeq, a predicted model, not a curated record
AGCGGGCGGUAUUAGCGUGUGCGGAGGUGGCUGCGCGGGAGCCGGCAGGCGGCUGCCAUGGGGCUGCUGACCGAGCUGGCCCGCGGGCUGGUGCGGGGCGCCGACCGCAUGUCCCCGUUCACCAGCAAGCGCGGCCCCCGGAGCUACAACAAGGGCCGGGGGGCCAAGAAGUUGGGCGUGUGCACCGCCAACAGGAAGUUCAUCCUCAUCAAGCAGAUGGUGCCCGAGUUCAUCGUCCCCGACCUGACGGGCUUCAAGCUCAAGGCCUACGUCUCGUACCGCGCCCCCGCGGGCUCCGAGCCGCCCAUGACGGCCAAGCAGCUCUUCACCGAGGUGGUGGCUCCCCACAUCGAGAAGGACGUGAAGGCGGGCACGUUCGACCCCAACAACCUGGAGAAGUACGGCUUCGAGCCGACGCAGGAGGGCAAGCUCUUCCAGCUCUUCCCCAAGAACUACGUGCGGUAGGGAGCGAGCGGCGGGACCUCCCCAUGGCCCGGGCAUGAGGCACGGCCCGCACCAGCUGCUCUGCAAAGCUUGGGAAUUGGAGGAUUAAACUGCGUUGGAUAAAGAAUGCCCGUGUACUGUGUGAGCGUCCAGUCUUGAUGGAGACUGACUGUCUGUCACUGGCCAUUAAAAGCAACUCCUUCCA